Molecule: messenger RNA, 2234 nt
Organism: Orbicella faveolata
Lineage: Eukaryota; Metazoa; Cnidaria; Anthozoa; Scleractinia; Merulinidae
Product: cAMP-dependent protein kinase type II regulatory subunit-like
Biological process (GO): negative regulation of cAMP-dependent protein kinase activity
Cellular component (GO): cytosol; cAMP-dependent protein kinase complex
Molecular function (GO): cAMP-dependent protein kinase inhibitor activity; protein kinase A catalytic subunit binding; cAMP binding
Source: RefSeq, a predicted model, not a curated record
ACAAACUGACAGUCACGCAAAAUGAUUGGCUGCUUAAUGAAAUUCAGCGCCGUGAUUGGUUGUCUUCGUGAUUUCACUGUCUUGAAUGACGUUUGCCGCCAAAGUAUCACGCAGGCGCCGUGACCGUGUAACCAGGAUCUUUCCGCAGAUGUAUUUUGCUCAUAACAACGGCAGCUCAAUCACUUAUACUAGAGAUGAAAGUUAUCGGUUAAAGCUACAAAAAUAGACAGUUGCAUUUGGCGUUAGUGAACUAUUUUAGGAACUUCAAAGUAGAUAAUAUGGAUUUGGAACUGCCUGCCGGCUUCACAGACCUCCUGCAAGAAUUCACGGUUCAUGUUUUGCAAGAGAAACCUGACGAUAUCGUCGAUUUUGCAGCCAAUUACUUUAUGAAACUCAAAUUGAAAGAAAAGCGUUCAAAGGACGGAACAAAAAGAAAAUCGAAAGGCGUUAGCUUUCAGAAUGAGGAAGUAAAUGGAGAUGGUAAUUCUGAUGAUGAAGACGACGACGAAGAAAUUGAACCACCGAAAAACCGCUAUGCAAGGCGCCAGUCUGUUUGUGCAGAACCACUGAACCCCGACUCGGACGAGGAAGGCGACGAGAAUCCGGUUGUCUACCCCAAAACUGAUGAUCAGCGGAAACGUUUAAAUGAUGCAGUCAAGAAUAUCUUGCUUUUUAAGAAUGUUGAUCCAGAACAACUAAAUGAAGUGCUUGAUGCUAUGUUUGAGAGAAAAGUGCAACCUGGAGAUCAUGUUAUAGAUCAAGGAGAUGAUGGCGACAACUUUUAUGUUAUAGACAGGGGAGUCUAUGACAUUUAUGUGAAAAUUGAUGGCCAAGAUAAACUGGUGGGAGCAUACAAUGAGAAAGGAAGCUUCGGUGAACUGGCGUUGAUGUAUAACACACCAAGGGCGGCAACAAUAGUUGCAACUUCAGAAGGAGUUCUCUGGGCUCUGGACAGAAAUACAUUUAGAAGGAUAUUAUUAAAGGCAGCAGCCAAAAAGAGAAAAGUUCAUGAGACUUUACUGGAAAGUGUUCCCAUGUUGAAGGAGAUCACAGAGUAUGAGAGGAUGAACCUAGCAGAUGCAUUAGUAUCCAAGAAAUUUAAAGAUGGAGAUUGUGUGAUACAACAGGGAGAUGAAGCAGACUGUAUGUACUUUGUAGAGAGUGGAAUGGGAUCAAUUAGGAUACGCAAUCAGGACGACCCUACUGAGGAAGUGGAAUUGACACAGUGCACUAAAGGAGGUUACUUUGGUGAACUGGCUCUUGUCACCCAUAAACCACGUGCAGCCUCUGUGUAUGCAGUUGGAGACCUUGUCUGUGCAGUUCUCGAUGUCCAUGCAUUUGAGAGACUUCUUGGCCCUUGCAUGGAUAUUAUGAAAAGAAGCAUAGAUGGCUAUGAAGAGCAACUCAAGAAAUUGGGUUUAGGACAUGCUGAACUUCGGUGAAUUUAAGAUCUAAAGACCGUGAUUUAAGAACUGUUUAAAGAUGGCCUAUUUUUAGACACAAAGAACAUUUUAACAUUUUACUUUCCCGAUGCAUCCAUGCCGAAAAAGUUGUUUUGGUUUUAACUCUAAACGAGAAAAUUGCUAUUGCAUUCAUUUCGAUCAGUUCUGUGUAUUUAUAAGUAAAAAAAAAAUUGUUCCUAUUGCAGUUAGCGUUUGCAUUGAAAAAAUAAAUUGGAUAAUUUAUUGUUUAAUAAGUUACUUUCUUUAUACGUGAGAGAUAAGAAUGCAUUAGAGACGUUUAUUACAAUUGUGGCAACUUCAACUGUAAAUAAAGCAUAUUUAUUAAAAAAAAUCAGUUUCUUUGGUGUUGUCUAUGCGGUGACUGAAUGGGGUCUUAAUCAUUAAGGCAGGGUCCAUAUUGACCCACUCUGCAGAUUUCAUAUCAUUCAGUUAUGCAGUGGGUCAAUCGAUAUGGACCCUGUCGUAAUGAUUAAGGCCCCAACCACAAAUGAAAACGCAUACUUUUUUUAUGUGUUUUUGCCUAUCAUCCACACCAAAACACCCAAAAACACUGAUGAAAACAGUGUUGAAGUAGAGCUGAAAAUGCUCAGUUUCUAGUGUAUAGGUGAUAACAGAGGCUUUUGAAAACAGUGAUGAAAGAAGAGUCAGAUACUGUCAUUUCCAUCACUGUUUUCCGUGUUUUUUAGUGUGGAAUGAUAGGCAAAAUGUAUCAAAAAAUAUGCAUUUUAGAAUGAAAAAGAAUUACUGUGGACAGGUGAAAAAGAAAAAAAA